CUCAAAGUUAAAAUCGAACUACCUUCCCCAAAGUUCAUCACAUUGAAGGGGUGUCGUAUUUGCGUUGCUUCAAGGCACCCGUCUUACCCCGGAUCAUACCUUGCGCGACACGUCAAGGGAUAGAAUCGUUGUGCUGCAAGUGAACACAUCAAGAAGCGCACUCACGACAUCAACAUACCUACUACCUAUCUUGCACCUCAAAUAAUCACAGCACGUCAUCGCAUCUUCAAGGCUGUGUGAUCAAGUCCCCCUUCAUUUGACAGCCAAAUAUCCGAAGGACGGCAAGAUUUGACACUUGGAGGGGUACAAAGGCGUACAUCAUUUGCUCCAAAUAUCAUAUCUGGGACGUUGUUCUUGACGAGAGGGCCGGCUCGGUUGAACCUUACAACGGAGCUCAACUCGCUAUACAAACUGAUACCUGAAGUCGUUUCUCCAAAAUUUUGACACUUCAAAGCUUGACAAUCAAAUUUCAGCUAUGGAGUCGCCAUUUUUUGACAAGGAGCCUCAACCCAAGGCUGCGAGCUUCAAGGGUCGACUUCAGAUGCAAGAUUUCAUGUUCACCCCGACCAGCGAACCACUCAACACCAAUAACGCCAGUACUACCACUGCCGACAACAUUUCCAUAUCUCCUAGCCCUUCUUCCCAGCGGCCACUCCGUCGUAGUCCACGGAAGCAGACUCCACUCGGCCCCGUCCCGUCCCCGAACCGAGUCACCAAGCAGACGGCCGGCAGCCGCGCCAAGUUGCAAGCCCCCGAGUCCGCUUCAACAUCCAUCUCUUUCAAAACCGAAGAAGCUGAAGAAGACUCACAAGACAUCUUCACCAUCUCCAACGAACCAAGCCCAAAGCCAGAGCCAACCUCAAACACAAAAACAAAACCAAAACGCAAACGCAAGGCCGCCGGAGGCUACGCACCACCCUCAACCUACGCUCACCUCCCCCACCUGACCGACAUCCUCGCGCCAGACCUGCUGGUCCUCUUCGUCGGCCUCAACCCGGGGCUCCGCACCGCGGCCCUCGGCCACGUCUACGCCCACCCCUCCAACCUCUUUUGGAAACUCCUAUUCUCCUCGGGCAUCACCCCGCGCCUCUGUGCCCCAACAGAAGACCGCGACCUGCCGGCGCUGUACGGGCUGGGCAACACCAACAUUGUCGCCCGCCCGAGCCGCAACGGCGCCGAGCUCUCCAAGGCGGAGAUGGACGAGGGCGUCGGGGCCCUCGAGGAUAAAGUUCGGGGCUGUAGGCCCGAGGUUGUCUGUAUCGUGGGCAAGUCGAUCUGGGAGAGCAUCUGGCGGGUGAGGCACGGGAGGGGCAUCAAGAAGGAGGAGUUUCGGUAUGGGUGGCAGGACGAGAGCGAGAACAUGGGUGUCGUUGCGAAGCGGGAGCAGGACGAGGGGAAGGAAGACAGCAUCCAGGCAUUUGGGGCGUGGGCUGGCGCCAAGGUCUUUGUUGCUACUAGCACGAGCGGUCUUGCUGCCUCGCUCCGCCCGGCUGAGAAGGAGAAGAUUUGGAGAGAGCUGGGUGCUUGGUGUGAACGGAGGCGAGCGGAAAGGGAGGCGGAAGCCGAAGCUUAAGCGAUAUCACAUAACGGUCGGGCGUUAAUCAUUUUCAACGAGGAUAUAAGUUUACGCCAUGAUGGCA
Messenger RNA from Colletotrichum acutatum, 1640 nucleotides. RefSeq names its product uracil-DNA glycosylase-like protein. Bases 476 to 1573 code for a protein of 365 amino acids. The record is from RefSeq and is a predicted model, not a curated record. Gene Ontology annotation, molecular function: pyrimidine-specific mismatch base pair DNA N-glycosylase activity; uracil DNA N-glycosylase activity. NCBI's taxonomy places the organism in Eukaryota, Fungi, Ascomycota, Sordariomycetes, Glomerellales, Glomerellaceae. Gene Ontology annotation, biological process: base-excision repair, AP site formation. The transcript has a single exon.